AUGGUUACUUCUAAUAAACAGACGGAUAAAAAAGUUGUAAAAAUGACUGCACAAAACAAUACUGCUGUGGUUCCACAUAGAACCCUUUUGGGUGAAGUUAAUGAACACAUUACAUGCCCUCUGUGUCGCGGAUAUUAUAUUGAUGCUACGACGAUUGUCGAGUGUUUACACUCAUUUUGUCGAUCUUGUAUUAUAAAACAUCUUCAAGUAAAAAAAUAUUGUCCUGUGUGUGAAAUGAUGAUUAAUUCGGCGAAACCUAAUAUAAAACUAGACAAAGCGCUCCAAGACAUUGUAUACAAGUUAGUACCUGGGCUCUUUCAAAAAGAAAUGGAACGUCGUCAGACUUUUUAUGCCUCUCGACCGGGUCCAGCAGCAUGUGCAACUCCUGAGCAACGGGGAGAAGACACAGAAAGGAUUAUUUUUAGUCCUGAAGAUGUUAUUUCCUUUUCUUUAGAAUAUUCAGAUGUGACUGAUAGUGACAGCAUUUCAAGUAAAUCAUCUGACAGUAAUGAGCCUCAGCUGCCCACUACAGCUAGAAGGUACUUACAGUGUCCUGCAGUUGUAAAUAUUAGCCAUCUCAAGAAAUUUCUGAGUAUGAAGUUUGAUAUUGACAGUACUCAGUUUGCCAUUGAUAUCCUAUACAAAAGGGUUCCAUUACCAGACUACUAUACAUUAAUGGACAUUGCUUAUAUUUAUAAUUGGAAGCGUAAUGAACCUAUGAGAUUUUUCUAUCAAAUCAUUGAUUAUGUUGCUAUUAGAAAUAGGCUAUUUGAUGUCAACAGAAAAAGUACUCAGAGUCAAGAUAAAAAGUCUAUUCCUGCUGUCCAAGAAAACGCCUCGGCUACCUUAAAUGAUCACCUAUCUGAGACAUCAUCUGGUACUGAUAGUCCUAUGCCAGAUGAUAGCAGUGUUAAUAAGGGUGCUGAAAUAGCAAAAAAAGAAAACCAGUUAGAAAAAAUCCAAACCAAAGAGGAAACACAUAUGAAUAAAAGGAGUACUUCUCCACCAAAAAAGAGUGAUGAUGAGGAUGAAAAAUCACAAUUUCUCAACUCUUUUGAACUUACAGCUAAGAGCAAUGCAAAGUCACCCCCUAAAACUAACCCAGAAAACUUUAUAGGAACAGAAAAUAUUUCAAAAUGUUCUACAAGCCCUAAAGUAGAGGACAGUUUAAAAAGAAAAUAUCAGUCUAAUAUGAAUUUACCAGAAUUUAAAAAAGUAAAAAUAGAGUUGGAAAAAGCCAAAAUCCCUGGAGCUCAAUCUUCAAACAAUUUAGGUACCAAAUCUGGUAAAUCUGAUGAAAAGGUUGUAAAAAAUAUUGAAUUGAAUGUUUCUUUAGAUAAGGGAAAGACAAUAGAUAUAACAAAACCAAUUCAAUCCACUUCAAGUUCUCAAGCUUCAGGUUUAUCAAGGGAUAAUAAGAUGAAUUCAAUCACAUUGGAUAAACAACCAGAAACAGGGCAAAAGAGAGCUAUUUCUGAAGGUCAAGUCAAUUUGACACCCAAACGGAAACCUGAACAUAUAACUUCAUUACAAAAAACUGUGUCUCCUCUAAAGAUUCAACUAUCUAAGACAGAGGCUCCCACACUAAUUAGUAAUAAAGCAACUGAUACACCUAAGAUGGUUACAAAGAAAAUACCAGAUUUAAAACCCAGUACACCUAGUACAGUUGGUAACAAAACACAAAAUUUAGGAAAACUACGAAUGGAUUUACUAGCCAAUAACAGUGAUCCAACAAUUGACAGAAGUAAAAUAUUAUCCCAAGUCAAAACAUCAGCUUCAUCUGGUGCUCAAAAUACUGGAGAUAAUCUCAAAUCUUUGUUUGAUUCUUGUAAAAUUAACAUUCCCUCAUCCUUAUCAAUUACUUUAACAGAUCAGAAAAGCCCAUCAGAUUUACCUAUUUCAGAGCAAAAGAAAGGUCUUAUCAAUAAAAAUCUUGCUAAUGCCAAUAAUCUUACUGGUCAUAAAGUACCAAGCCCUCCAGUCCAUAAUUAUAUUGAAAUCAAGAAACUUCCUGAUACAGACCCUAAAAAAAUUAACAAAUCUGAGGGAUUUGAUUCUAAGCCAAAUUUACCCAAAUCAGAUAAUACAAAGCCACUUAAAACAAAUGAAACAUCAGCUAAAGGUCCCAUUCCUAAUCUCAAACCAAUUGCUGACACAAAAUUAGCUAAGCAGACUGCGAAUCUGGGAUCAGCUCCAAUAACCUUUCAACAGACAUUUGAGCAGCAACUUCAGUCUUUACAAAGUGAUUCUAAAAAUAAGGUUCCAAAAAAUAAAUCUCAGGUCCCAAAACUUGUACCAGCAACCCCAAAAACAUUAAGUGCCGCAAAUAAAUUAAGCAACUCUAAUAGUAAAGCACCGACUGCUGGACCGACGGGACUUCCUUCGGGUGAAGUCAAGUCAACCACUGCAUUAGACUUAUCAACACCUCAUACUAUUCAAAGUCAACUAGGUCCUCAACAAACCAAAGCAUUUGAAACAAUGCAAUCAAUAGCAAAUCUGGCUAAAAAACAGAAUUUGCCACCAAAGUCUACUCCAAUAACCAUGUCUCAGAAUAUGUUCCCUUCCCUUUCUAGACCUACAAGUGCACCCUCUCCUUUAAGAAUACCUCCAGGUAGUAGCCCUAAUCAAAUAAAGCAAGAAAAAUCCAUUGCAAAUAUACCUCAAAAUAUAACCAAUCUUAGACAGGACUUACCUAAACCAAUUAAUACAAUAAAGCAAGCAAAUCAAUCCCAUAGUAAUACACCUACUGGUGUACCAUCUCCAAAUUAUCAAGGGAGCCAACCGUCAAGUAGCUCAACGCAGCCAUCACCUAGGUCUCAAACCCGCUCACCAAGUUCUUCACCUAAAUUAGUCAUAGCAGAGGAAAAACAUACAAGCAACAUAUUGGAACAAAGCCACUCAAAUUUAGGAUUUACUUCUCAAUUGUCAAGCAUGUUUGCAUCAAAAAGUGAAUCACAUAAAGACUUGCAAAGUAUGGCUAAGCCAGGAUUAAAACCAUUAAAACCUUUAGUACCUCCAGGUAAAAUACCAGGUAUCCGACAACCCAUCACACCUACUUUAAAUGUUAAUACUCCUAUGAGUUCUCAAGCAGAUUAUCUGUCUCAACCUCUUAUUUCCCAGGCUUUAUUUAGGCAUCAAAUGGACAUGCAACAUGCCUGGUUAAAAGCUCAAAGGCAGUUUGAUUUAUAUAAAAACAUGCCUAACAUGGCUCAUCAAAAUCAAAAUGAUUUUAACAAUAAAGAUAACAAAAAUGUAUAA
Molecule: messenger RNA, 3258 nt
Organism: Pieris macdunnoughi
Lineage: Eukaryota; Metazoa; Arthropoda; Insecta; Lepidoptera; Pieridae
Source: the annotation of a GenBank genome assembly